Andrographis paniculata is the source of this 1379-nucleotide messenger RNA. Its product is annotated as 3-oxoacyl-[acyl-carrier-protein] reductase 4-like. Bases 240 to 1193 code for a protein of 317 amino acids. Lineage: Eukaryota; Viridiplantae; Streptophyta; Magnoliopsida; Lamiales; Acanthaceae. Gene Ontology annotation, molecular function: NAD binding; 3-oxoacyl-[acyl-carrier-protein] reductase (NADPH) activity. The record is from RefSeq and is a predicted model, not a curated record. Gene Ontology annotation, biological process: fatty acid biosynthetic process. The transcript is spliced from 11 exons.
UAACUGCCCUGCGGACUUUCCUAGAAAGAGAGAGAGAUAAAGAGGGAGAUAGAGAGACGGACACAGCUCUGUAAUUGUAAUUGUAAUUGUAGUCUAUAGCGUCUACUCUGCUGCUCCAAUUUUUGUCAACUUUUUCUAUUUUGAAUAAUUGAAACCCCACAACGGUGCGUGUGGUUUCCAUUUCUGUGGCGACUCUCGCUUCGCUUCGUUGUCUUAUAAACCCUGCCGUGAUCUCCAGAAUGGCCGCAGUCUCCGCCGCUGGAUCCGCCGCCGCCGUUAGCUCCUGCCGAGUUUUUCCCCGUAUAGUCUUCAAUUCCAGCCAUGUUUUCUUGCCGUUCAAGCCUCCAGGAUCUCUCAGUCUGCAAUGCCGAUCCCUCCACUCCGUCUAUUCAUCAGGGAUAAAGGCUCAUGUGGCCACUGUAGAACAAUUUACUACUGAAGCAGAACAGAAAGCCGAGGGUCCUGUUGUUGUUGUUACUGGAGCCUCCAGAGGAAUCGGGAAAGCUAUUGCUUUGGCUCUGGGGAAAGCUGGUUGUAAGGUUCUGGUUAAUUAUGCGAGGUCUUCCAAGGAGGCCGAAGAAGUUUGCAAAGAGAUAGAGGUUUCUGGUGGUCAAGCUCUUAGUUUUGGUGGAGAUGUCUCAAAAGAAGCAGAUGUUGAGUCAAUGAUGAAGACUGUAAUUGAUACAUGGGGAACACUAGAUGUAAUGAUCAACAAUGCAGGAAUCACGAGGGAUGGUUUGUUGAUGAGAAUGAAGACAUCUCAAUGGCAGGAGGUCAUUGAUCUCAAUCUUACCGGGGUGUUCCUUUGCACGCAGGCUGCAGCCAAGAUUAUGAUGAGAAAGAAGAAGGGAAGGAUAAUAAAUAUUUCAUCUGUUGUUGGCAUUGUCGGAAAUGUUGGGCAAGCCAAUUAUAGUGCUGCAAAAGCUGGGGUAAUUGGGUUCACAAAGACAGUUGCUAAGGAGUACUCAAGCAGAAACAUUACUGUAAAUGCAGUUGCUCCUGGGUUUAUUGCAUCUGAUAUGACUGCCAAGCUGGGAACAGACUUUGAGAAAAAGAUACUGGAGGCAAUUCCAUUGGGAAGGUAUGGCAAACCAGAAGAGGUGGCUGGGCUUGUGGAAUUCUUGGCCCUUAAUCCUGCUGCUGCUUAUAUCACUGGACAGGUAUUAAAGAUUGAUGGUGGUGUGGUCAUGUAGAGACUUUUUUUCGCAGACUCAAGUAGAUGUCCUACUUACAGGCAACAUACCCCAUGAACAACAUUAGGUUGGCUAAGUUUGUACCAAAUUUUGCAGUAUGGUUUGAUUAAAACAUGAAAGUGACUCGUUUCUGGAGGUAACUUUUGGCAGGUGGUAAGAUUACAAUAUAUAAUGAUUUUAAUUGUU